GCGUAGACUGUUGUUGGGAGCUGAUGUUGGGUGCAGUGAUUCUUGCAUAAGGAAUAUACAGGACCAGAAUCCAUUAUGAGAUGAUCUCAAGAUGAUCUUGGAGCUUGUUUUAAUCAGUUUGUGGAUCCACUGUCCUUCAGCUCAAAACGACCUGAGUGACAAUGACUCUCUCUACCCGCUCUGGGACGACGAGGACCUCAGUCUGGGAGAGGAUCCUCCGACCAAGGACUCCGCCCCAUUCUUGAACCUGACGGUCCAGGCGGGAGCGACCGCCAUCCUCCAGUGCGCCUUCGACGAUCUUACUGAGAGGAACACGGUUUCCUGGCUGAGACGUCAUGACGGUCAGCUGCGGUUGUUGUCUGUCGGGCUGGAGAUAUACUCAAGAGAUCCCAGAUAUACGUUUCAGAGAUCAGAAAACAACGAGUGGCAGUUGACCAUCGCUGGAGUGGUGGAAGACGACCGAGGUCUUUACGAGUGUCAAGUCACUUCACAUCCUCCGGUGACGUACUACAGAUAUCUACAGGUCACAGUACCGAACCUCGAGAUUCUGGAUGAGCGAGGCUUGCGUAUCCUCAGCAAGUUCUACGACGCCGGUAGCACUUUGGAACUUAAGUGCCGUAUCACUAGGGUACCUCGGCCUCAGCACUUUGUGUCCUGGGUGCACGGAGACCACGUGCUCAACUUUGACAUCGUCCGAGGCGGCAUCAGUGUCAAGUCGGAAGUGUUAGCUGAUGGAGUGAAAAGCAGUUUGUUCGUAGCGAACGCCAAAGUUGAGGACUCAGGGAACUAUACUUGUGCUUUGGCGGGAGUCGGUGCUACCACGGUAUUUGUACACGUCAUCAAAGGGGAGACACCGGCCGCCAUGCAGCAUGGCGCUGCUAGCAGCGUAAGUGACGUUACAGCUCAGCUGAUAUCAGCAAUGCUGCUGCUGACUUACACGAGAUGACGAUGAAACAGCUACAAUCCUGAAUGUUGUAUAUUUGACGAUACUCAGCAAUUUGUUAGAUAAAACUGUCAUG
Macrosteles quadrilineatus (aster leafhopper) is the source of this 1019-nucleotide messenger RNA. Its product is annotated as zwei Ig domain protein zig-8-like. Gene Ontology annotation, cellular component: neuron projection membrane. NCBI's taxonomy places the organism in Eukaryota, Metazoa, Arthropoda, Insecta, Hemiptera, Cicadellidae. The coding region runs from base 92 to 946 and encodes 284 amino acids. The record is from RefSeq and is a predicted model, not a curated record. The transcript is spliced from 8 exons. Gene Ontology annotation, biological process: synapse organization.